Cannabis sativa is the source of this 1822-nucleotide messenger RNA. Its product is annotated as caffeoylshikimate esterase. Lineage: Eukaryota; Viridiplantae; Streptophyta; Magnoliopsida; Rosales; Cannabaceae. Gene Ontology annotation, molecular function: lipase activity. Gene Ontology annotation, cellular component: membrane. The record is from RefSeq and is a predicted model, not a curated record. Bases 96 to 1571 code for a protein of 491 amino acids. The transcript has 7 exons.
AGAGAAAGAGUGUUGUGAAAUGUGAUGUAUUCAAGCAUAAAAAUAAAACCCAAUACGCGAACCACACACAAGUCGUCUCGUUUAGGUGACGACAAAUGCAUCAUUUAAUAAGUCUACAGCCUUCUCCUCUUACUUUUUCAUUCUCGCCACCCCUCCCGAACCCAGACCCAACCUCAUUCCUUUAUCACCAACGCGUACCUUCCCAGCUACGACGCCGUUUAACCACCUCCCACCUCUUUGGGUCCCACAUCGCUAGACGAUCCAGAUUGUUAGACGAGGACUACUUCCUUAUUAUAAAUACUCAUCACAACAAGUUCGUUGAUUCCUUUUCCAGUUCUCUUUCAUCUCUUCUUCCUCGUUUCUCCUUUCUCUCAAACCCUUUUUCUUUCUCUGCGUCUCAGUCUCAGUCUGACUCUCCGAUGUCGAUCAACGAGAUGGAGCCCCUCACGUCCGGGGCCAGCAACCGCAUAAUUCCUAUCCUCAAGGCGAUGAGGUCAGCGUUCCUGUUUGUUCACACCUUCUUUGUCUCUCUCCUGCUUCUGAUCCUCCCUCGUCGCCGUCGCCACCAUGUGCCGAUAGUACUCUCCCAAAAUCCGUCUUCAGAGAAGUGGAAGGCGUCGGUAUGGAGGAGGAGGGAGGUUGAGGAUACCUUGAGGAGGAGGUCCUUGGCUGAAGGAUUGGACAUGAGUUUUGAUUACGGGAACGAGGAGGGCCGGUGCCGUUGGAACUCGUCGUUGUUCUUUGGUGUUAGACGUAACGCCCUCUUUUCGCGUUCUUGGGUCCCGGCUUCCGGCGAAAUGAAGGGAAUAUUGAUCAUCAUACAUGGGCUUAAUGAACAUAGUGGAAGAUACGUUCAGUUUGCAAAGCAACUAAAUUCAUGCAACUUUGGCGUCUAUGCAAUGGAUUGGAUAGGUCAUGGUGGGAGUGAUGGAUUGCACGGCUAUGUUCCUUCACUUGACCAUGUUGUUGCUGAUACUGGGGCUUUCUUGGAAAAGAUUAAAUCUGAAAACCCUGGAGUACCAUGCUUCCUUUUUGGUCAUUCCACUGGCGGGGCUGUAGUUUUGAAGGCGGCCUCCUACCCACACAUUGAAGAAAUGGUCGAGGGUAUUGUACUAACCUCACCUGCUUUGCGUGUGAAGCCAGCUCAUCCCAUCGUUGUGGCCGUUGCUCCAAUUUUCUCGCUUGUUGCUCCCAAGUUCCAGUUUAAAGGUGCUAACAAAAAAGGCAUUCCGGUUUCUAGGGAUCCUGCUGCUUUGUUAGCAAAGUACUCUGAUCCACUGGUCUACACUGGGCCGAUAAGGGUCCGCACAGGGCAUGAAAUACUGCGCAUAUCGUCUCAUUUAAUGAGAAAUUUCAAGACUGUCACUGUUCCAUUCUUUGUUCUUCACGGAACAGCCGAUACAGUCACUGAUCCUAUAGCCUCCCAGGAUCUCUACAAUGAGGCUGCAUCAAAGUUCAAGGACAUAAAGCUGUAUGAUGGUUUCUUGCAUGAUCUUCUCUUUGAGCCUGAACGAGAAGACAUAGGUCAGGAUAUCAUUAACUGGAUGGAGAAGAAACUGAUGUGGCCUUAAUACAAGAAUAUGGCACCAAUCUUUGGUGUAGGUGAGUUUUCCUGGCUCUCUUUCUUCUACUUUCUAAGAAAGUGGGAGAGGACAAUCCACGUGGAGGGAAGUGACUCCAAGAAGUAGAAGCUGGGUUGGCUGUAUACUAUAUGUUUAUAUAUAUAUAUAUAUUAAUAUUUAUAUAAAUACUUUUUAUUAAAUUGGUUUUGAUUGAUGAUCAAGAAUGAAAUUUGUAGUUAAGAAAAUUGGUUUCGUGGAAA